CCCUCGCUCUCUGUCUCUCCGGCUGCAGACCCCGCCGUGAUUUCCCCCCAAGACCCCACGCUGCUGAUCGGUUCCUCGCUGGUGGCCACAUGCACGGUCAGCCCGGACUUUCCGCUGAAAGCCGAGGAUCUGUACUGGACUCUGAACGGACGGCGCCUCCCGGCCGCGUCCUACGCUGCUCUGGGCCCCUCCACGCUCAGCGUGGCCCUCGCUCGCCUCAACGGCUCCAGGCAGCAGUCAGGGGACAACCUGGUGUGUCACAGCAGAGACGGCGGCAUCCUGGCCGGCUCCUGCCUUUAUGUUGGAUUACCCCCAGAAAAACCAGUCAACAUCACCUGCUGGUCCAAAAACAUGAAGGACCUGACCUGCAAGUGGGUGCCGGGGACAGAAGGGGAGACCUUCCUGCACACCAACUACACCCUCAAGUACAAGCGCAGGUGGUACGGCCAGGACAACACCUGCCAGGAAUACCACACGGCCGGGACCUACUCCUGCCACAUCCCCAAGGACCUGGCCCUCUUCACGCCCUACGAGAUCUGGGUGGAGGCGUCCAACCGCCUGGGGGUGGCCGUGUCCGACGUGGUCAUGCUGGACAUCCUGGACGUGGGUGAGCCCCCCGGUGGCGCUGACCUGGCGGGGAGGGGCCGCGCUGGGCUGGGGGCAGCAGGAAAUGGGCGAUACGGGAGCACAAUUGCUCCUAAUCGAAUCAGGCUCUCUGCUCCGAGCGCCUUUGAC
This is a messenger RNA of Cyanistes caeruleus (blue tit), 735 nucleotides long. The record is from RefSeq and is a predicted model, not a curated record. Lineage: Eukaryota; Metazoa; Chordata; Aves; Passeriformes; Paridae.